AUGGGGUUUUCAAUUUCAAACGUUAUACGAGAUCCAUUUGCCAGCUUAACAAUCCUACUUGGUCUAGUAGCAAGUAUAAUUUCCUUCUGUGGAGCAUAUACUGCAAAUCCAGCACUACUCUCCGAUUCCACCUGGUUGGUUCUAUUCUAUGAAAUCAUAACAAUUAUAAUUAUAUUUAUAAUUUAUUGUUUGGAUUCAAUCGAAUUAUAUAAAUUCUUUUUAGUUGGGAUUGUUUCAAUUGGCGUGGGAUAUUUGAUAAGUUCAAUUAAUUAUUUGAUUAAUGUUGAUCCAACAACGAUACCUUUGUUGAUUUGUGGGAGUGGGAAUAUUGUAUCAUUGGUGAUGUUUUUAAUUUGGUUGUUGUAUUUUGGAGGAGAUGGUGGAUCUCCAAUUAAUCAAUUCAUCGAUGCAUUGAAAUUUGAUACUCAAGAUAGUGAACAAUCAUCAUCGUUAUUAUUGGGAUAUGGUGCUACUGAUAAUGAUGAAUCAGACGACAAAGAUCCAAUGCACCAAUGUCCUUAUGAAAAACAACCAGUUUAG
Messenger RNA from Hemisphaericaspora subhashii, 540 nucleotides. RefSeq lists its product as uncharacterized. The coding region runs from base 1 to 540 and encodes 179 amino acids. The transcript has a single exon. The record is from RefSeq and is a predicted model, not a curated record. NCBI's taxonomy places the organism in Eukaryota, Fungi, Ascomycota, Pichiomycetes, Serinales, Debaryomycetaceae.